Messenger RNA from Rotaria sp. Silwood2, 582 nucleotides. The record is from the annotation of a GenBank genome assembly. NCBI's taxonomy places the organism in Eukaryota, Metazoa, Rotifera, Eurotatoria, Philodinida, Philodinidae.
AUGAUAUCGAAUGAUUUAACUCCACCAAGUCCACAUGCAUCAAAUAUUCCAACAACAAUUAAUAUGUCACAACAACAAUCAAAUCAAGCACCAUCAGCUAUAACAGUAUUAAUUCAAACCACAAAUGACAACAUGAAUGAUUUAGGAGCUGUCUCAUCUGAUGAUAAUGGUGAACAACAACAACGUGAACCAUUACAUACUAAACAACGUAACCCAUUAACUAUUCAAGAAAGAAAAAAAAUCCAUAAUCGUAGUAAUACAUUGAAACAACGACAACGAUCAUAUAAACAUGAAAUCAUACAACGUGAUAUAGAUAAACGUUUUACAAUUACAAAUAUUAAAAAUAUUCUUCGAAAACAUAAUAUUAAGUUUUGCGCCAUCAAUACUUCAAUAUCACCAACAACAAAUAAAAAAUCACUGUAUAUUGGAAUAAAAAACGAAAAUCUAUUAUCAAAAUAUAAAGAACAAAUCAAACAAUUAUUUACAAAUACAUAUUAUAAACAAUACAAACAUGUAUAUAGAUCAUCUAAUUAUAAAGAUGAUCGACGUAAUGGUUAUCAGCAUCGUAAUCAAACAAGCUGA